Mizuhopecten yessoensis (Yesso scallop) is the source of this 3330-nucleotide messenger RNA. RefSeq lists its product as uncharacterized. Lineage: Eukaryota; Metazoa; Mollusca; Bivalvia; Pectinida; Pectinidae. The record is from RefSeq and is a predicted model, not a curated record. The coding region runs from base 315 to 2369 and encodes 684 amino acids. The transcript has 3 exons.
GUCACUGUCACGAAGCAUAUUAGGAUAGUAAGUGGGUGUUUCUGUAUUUUAUAUUAUCUAUAUUUCGUUCCGCUAUUCGCGGGUAAGUUAUAAUAGAAAGUUGGACUGACCACGUAAGUAAUGUUCACACACAGUCAUUAGCGAUUGUUGCGUUAAGACGUGUGUCAUUUUGAGAAGGCCGAAAACCAGAUAGAGUCAUCGUGACCACCUAUGCAACAGAAUGUCUGGUUCCAACUCGGAGAGAUAUGGCCUAAGGUGGAUUUUUGAUAAGACAACCAACUAAACAAAUACAUGAUCUGUGACUUAUUACCGCGAUGGCUGAUCAGGAUGAGCAGUACGAAAUGUCUUGGAUUCUACAUCAUAUCCUUGACAGAUUUAUAGGGAGCCCAGAGAUAGUGGAAACGAGGAGGUGGCGGACGCUUCAGAAUGAACUAAUACUAAAUGGUAGGACACAAGGACUUGGAUUGCCAAGUAGAACGUUUUACACGGGAAGUCAGUCCGAGGGAUUUAAUAUGGAAAGCUCAGACAUAGAUACAAUGGCGAUUGACAAUAACGUGAUAGUUUUGUGUCCCCUCAAGGAUUCCAGUAUUCCACAGGACAGCAAAGAUAAAACAGUUUUCAUGAUGAGAGAUGCUGACAGCCGACCUGGUUACGUGAACCUUGAACUAGUUAAUCUGGUACCGACAUGCAAUAAGGAGAUCGACCAAUCAAUCGUUGGAGAUAGAAAUGCACAUUUCUUAUCAAGUGAAAUGUUUAGACGGAAUUAUGCUGAUGAAUUUAGUAAUAUGACAAAUUCAAUUCUGGAAACACAUGGCCCAGCUGUUACUCUGACGUCUGUACAAAACAAAUUAUAUUGUGAUAAUGAUCUUGUAUUUGCGUUCCAUUGUGCUAGAUGGCCACAUGAAGGUUACGAGUGGGUAAGUCGGCCUCGUCAGCAUAGUUGGCCAGAUAAAGCUUUGAGAGAUGAGAUAGUACAGGGCGGUUGUCAUCUGGUCCCUGUAGGAGACAGAACAUCUGCUGACACAUUCCUACAAUGGCGGAUUUCAUUUGCAACUGCAGAAAGAAAGCUCAUUCAUUCUCUUACUCAUACACAAUUUCUAAUAUAUGGACUUCUCAAGUACUUCCUCAAGCAAAUAUCAGACAGGUUAAAGCAGAUAUUUGGGGAUGAAGAUAUCCUAUCAUCCUAUAUCAUGAAAACAGUAAUAUUUUAUGCUGUGGAAUCCACACCUGGAUCGUUUUGGCAAGAAAAAAACACUUUUUUCUGUUUUAUGCUUUGCUUCAAGAUUUUGAUUGCCUGGGUGAAUGCAGGCUAUUGUCCAAAUUUCUUUAUCAGCAACAACAAUAUGUUCUGUGGUAAAGUUCAGGGUGAAAACCAACAAAAACUCUUUCACAUGCUAAUUGAGCUGUAUGAUACGAAAUGGGAAUGUCUGUCAGUUGGAACAGUCAUACAACAACCUUUAGGGAUCGUAUUGCAAAAUGUGAGGAAUGGAGCGUGGGAAUUGGUACUACGUCCAUCAAUAGAAUCAGAAGUAACAUGUGACAUGGAGAUAUUCUUUGCAGCUUUUAUAUCAGAUAUUUCAUCUGACUUCUUUUCCCGGUCAUUAUCACUCCUAUCUAAAGCACAACUAGGCUCUGAUGAAUUCUUAGCUUACACCACCACAUUACGUGCAAUGUGCUGUAUAGGGAUGGAUACUUUCGAGAAACACAUUCCUGCUAAAGGAAAUAAGGAGAAGUAUAAAUUCCUCCGAAAAUGCAAAAACUUGAUGACACCACUUUCCUCAGUAUGCACGGGUCUACUAACGCUGGCAACAUAUCACUACCAGGUUGGAAACUACACGAAAACACUCGAGAUGUGUACAAUCAUGUUAUCAGCAUUCACAAUAGAUCCCUCUUUCUCUUUGAAUUAUAAGGAAAAAAACAUUUAUGAAAAUCUCUAUUGUGGGCGUGGAUACACCUUGCUACACAAAUGUCAGCAGGUAUGUGUAUCAAAUGUCGAAUUUCCUUGGACUGUUUCACAAUUGUGUCCAUCCCAGUUACACCCAGAGUUAAACAUCAUUAAUUUUGAUGAUGUACUUACUAUCCCUGCACUACCAUAUGCUGUGUUCCUAACAUUCUUAUGUAAUCACGAGCUUAUCGAUACCAGAAGACGUGACGCAGCAUUGAUUCACCUUCGAGCCGUGAAAUAUGAUGAGAAACAAGGAGUUGGUCACUACUGGAUAGUACACAAUCUCUUGGGGAUAUGUUAUGAAAUGGUUGGGGACACACGCAGGGCUCUCAGAGAAUAUAGGGACUCUCUGGACGUUCGGCGAUUUGACCAAUAUAACAACCCUGCCAGAAGAAGGAUAGAACGGUUGCAAAAUGACCAAUGAAGACAUGGGAAUCUUCUUAUAAAACUUGGACUCUACUAGAACAGCCUCUAUGUUAAUAUAAGAGGGUCAGGGGUUAUUAGGUUACAUGACAUCUCUCUGAGCAUAUAUUAGGUUCACCGCACCGUGCCAUGUCGUCCACUAUUGUGUCAUCAUUGAUGCAAAAGGUCAAACUAAUUAAAUUUCCAUGUCUAAAAUCUUUCAAAACAUUCGUAUAAUCACCAAAACAGGAGGGUGUGCCUACACAACUCUUUUUAACAUAACAUGUUGACAACGUUCGGCUUCAACAGAUGAUGUUUCCUUUAAGUAGUAUAUAUUCAAUCAGCCAAUCCCGUGGAUUGAUAGUCAACCAACCACAGUCAGGCUAAAAUGUCUAGUAUAGCUGCCAAAGUCAAUGACACGUUUACGGCAAUAAAACAUGUUUAAACGUAAGUUAUUUGUUUUAAUUAAGAAUGGGUUUAUAGAUUGGAUGUGUAAAUUAUUGUCGUUGUCGUUGGUACGACGAGAACUAUAAAUCAAUUCUUCCACAAAUACAGGCUUGCGUUUUUUUCUUAUUUAUCGUCUUCCAUCUAAGUUGACAAACAACAUUUUCUCCAAUCCUUCACAUGUGUGUCUCCUGUUUUACCGGGAAUGAUCAGCGUGUUACUCCAUAGCAUGUGUUUAAAUGUGACGUCAUAAAAUGUGUCACCGGUAAUUGUAGCGUCAUCAAAAGUGAAUGACGAUAUUCAUACCCCACAAAAAAAAACCGCACAAAAUCCCCCUGAGUGGUCCUGGAUCAAAACCUCAAUGCCGUUCGAUACAGAGACCAGAUCCUCCAACCACAUGUCCUUCCACUUCUCAGACGUCAUAACCUAAUUUGCAAGCAAGACAAUGAUCGACCGCAUGUUGCCAGAGUCUGCCGUGAUUUUCUGAUGGCAAAGAACGUUCAGCCUCUGGAAUGACCCCCAUAUAGCCCCGACAUGAC